Messenger RNA from Anopheles funestus (African malaria mosquito), 3349 nucleotides. Its product is annotated as insulin-like growth factor-binding protein complex acid labile subunit. The transcript has 4 exons. The record is from RefSeq and is a predicted model, not a curated record. The coding region runs from base 1229 to 3016 and encodes 595 amino acids. Lineage: Eukaryota; Metazoa; Arthropoda; Insecta; Diptera; Culicidae. Gene Ontology annotation, molecular function: protein binding.
CUUGAACCAUCAUUAUGAUCAACAGCAACAACACAACCGCUCUGGCCCUGUAUAUAUCUCCUUCUCUGUUUAUAUCUUGCUUUGCUGCUCCUCUCACCGUACACACACAAACAAUAAAUAUUAACCCCCACGUAAGUCAACUCCCCAUCCAUCUUCACCUCUAGCAUUCACCAUCACCGACACCCUACGGACUCAUCACCGUUGUGAUGGCCGCAAAAUCCCUGCGGCGCAAAGCCGCACCAUAAAAAUAGGUACUUGUCUAUCGUACAUUAUCAUUUCGUCGCGUUAACUCCGGUUUGGUGGCAGUCUGACAAAACCGUGUCCGUUCGGUGUGUUCCGUGCGGCACAUAAAUACGACCACCGUGACAGUUGAGACAAACCGUCGGUACGUCCCGGUAGCAACGUUUGCGAUUAUUUCUUCUCGAAAGAUCGUUGAUCGCGCUACGUUUCUGGUGCGUUUUACCGUGAACGACACGAAAGCCUUCCGUCCAAAAAGAGGUUUUCAUCCCGAUUCCCAGUGCUGAGUUCGGUUGCCUGCUGUGCCUUUUUAAAAGGGGCUCCAAUUUCCCACACACACACACAAAAGGGAACGCGUACCGUUUCCCGUUCCGUGACAAAAGUGGUGGCGGUAGUGUAUAAUUUGCACAAAAACUGUAAGCUUGCGGAAAACAGUGGAAAAGUUUUACUUCUUCUUCGUUUCGUUUUGUCCAACCACUAACCACUCGGGUUUAACCACGGACAGCAAUUGGACGAACAAUCCGCAACGCGGUCACCAGUGGUAGCGAGACUUUUAGUUUUGGGUGCAAAUAAGCUACGACAAUAGCAUUAACGGUGUUAAAGUGGAAGGAAGUGUGAGUGGAAGGAAGCAAAAUUUCUCUCGCCAAAAGUCACCCUCUGACUUUCGCAGCAAGAAUCGAGGAAAAAAGUGUAGUGUGACAAACAAACAAAAGAAAAAAAAACACGGUUUAUUUUUUUUCACGCUUCAAAAUAAAAAAAAACCUCCCGAUCCGUGUCAACACCUCUCGUGUGCCCCUUUUGCUUAUCGGUCGGUGGGUGGCAAAUGAAUGCUGUUAAAUAAUUUAAAUAAAAUUGGCAAAGUUUUAUCGUCGCUGCGGUGCCAGUGAAACUCUCCAACGUGACGUAAGCUCAAAAAUUAAUACCACGAAAAAACGCAAGACGAAUCUGAACGACGGUAGGUUCCAGUUUUGUGCGAAUUGGCAAAGGAAGUAUGCUAGAUAAAACCGCACUACGAAGGUGUCUCCGUUGGACGCUACUUCGGGCACUGUUAUUUGCUACCGUGCUGAGUACAGUUCUACCAUGGCCUAUUAGUGCACUGCCCUACGGUAAUGCCGGUAUCGAGCUGGACGAGGAGCAUGAUGCCAUCUCACUGACAGCUUGCUACGUGGAGGAUCUGCGCAACAUUCGUGAGCACAACCAGAACCCGCUGGUGAUAGAAAUCAAUCACUGCUACCUGCAAGAGCUGCCGAACGCAAUCUUCAUACGCUUCAACGAUCUGAAGACAUUGGAAAUUUGUGACAGCCGUGUCAACAACUUGCAGGACUUUGCCCUGAACGGUCUACGAAACAUCGAGUCGUUGAAUUUAUCGCGUAAUAAUCUCACCACGAUCAAGUCAUGGAGUGAUCACGAUCUGGACACACUGCAAGUGCUCGAUCUUAGACGGAAUCUCAUCCGCUCGAUCGAUGAAUUCUCCUUCCACCGGUAUCCGGCACUGGUUAAGCUAAAUCUGGCGGUUAACUUCAUCGCCACCAUUCCCGAGGGGAGUUUUAAACCAAUCACGAACCUAAAGAAUCUCAAUCUAGGCAAAAAUUUGCUAACCACUGUUGCUGAAGGUACACUCCGUGGGCUCAACAAACUGACGCACGUAGCGUUUCACCAUAAUCGCAUUCGGACGAUACAUCCGUUUGCAUUCGUCGGCAACAGUCACCUAAAAGUGUUGCAACUACAGGGUAAUCAACUAGGAGCAUUUGAACCGGACCUGUUCGGGAAUCUCCCACGUCUCACCUUUCUGAACGUCAGCAGUAACGAACUUGAGACCAUCGGUAAUUUAAGCUUUAAAAAUAAUGGUGAUCUACGAAUGCUUGAUCUAAGCUAUAACCAGAUCGGCCAUCUGGAGGACUAUAGUUUCAAAGGAUUGUAUGAUCUCGAGGCGCUCAACAUCAGUCACAAUCAACUGGAAGCGGUGAGUAAAUAUGUGCUGAAAGAUUGUACUAAUCUGCGCGACCUCGAUCUCUCCGGCAACAAGCUGGCCUACGUCGGUCUGAAACUAUCCAGCUCAGCACCCCGACUGACGCGACUCAAUCUGUCCAGCAAUGCCAUCAGUGAGAUUGAACGAGAUGCGUUCGAAGAUCUGCCGAAGCUAAAUACGCUCGAUUUAGCACGCAAUCAACUCACCGAUGAUAGUUUCUUAUGGCCAUUAAUGAAUCUCAGCGUACUUAACAUGAGCCAGAAUGGGUUCCGAAGAAUCAACGCAUCGUUGCUGGAAAGUCUUGCUUUAGCUGAGCUGUACGAAAACCCUUGGGAUUGUCGAUUUCUCGUGCAGGAACUAGUACACCACAGUAGCACUGUGAUUUAUGGCAAAAACUAUCUCGUAGAGGAUACGGGCCGUGUUCUUACAGCAACUGGUAUCGAAUGUACGGAUGAACGGGGAAAGCAUCGGGAUAUUGUGGUAGUGGAACCACCACCGAAACCUACCGAAAGCGAACUGGAGUUUCAACGGUACAAGUUCUUCCACGAAGGCCACGUUGACACACGUCCCAUUCAGGAUAACUUUGACACAAAAUCCACCGUCAUUUGGUUGAUGUCUGGUGCGAUCGCCGUGUUUGGUGCGUUCAAGCUGAUACAAUUGUUGCUGCGACACUCGGAACAUCAGAGUGAAAAGUGGCGUCUAGCUCAGCAUCUCGAGUACAACAUGCCGGACGAUCAGGAUAUCGCCAUCAGCAAAGCGGAUGGAAACGGAAGUGGCCGGACGACAAAUGAGUACGAUGGAAUGAAAUAAUUAUUGACGGGGCAAAGGAGCCAACCAACCAUCGGGAAACCAUUCGGGAGGCCGGACAAACAAAAUGAAAAUUAUUUCCUCGCUUCGAAGCUAAUUAAAGUGCUGUCGCUUCGCAUCUCACACUCCAUGCUCGUGUUGGUAUAAUUUAUUGAGGACAGGGAAAAAACAGGUGAUUGAAAGCAUAUCCGAAACGUAGCGAAUUUCGAACUGUAUGCGCUGGUUUGGUUUGUCAUGUGCUACGGACGAUUAAACCGAGGGCGUGCGGGUCAACCGACAUACAAAAUUACAUUGCAACAGGAGUAAUAAAUUUUAGUGUCAUUUUAAAAAUUACAA